AGUAAAGAGAAGAGCGGAGUCCAGUACAGUUUAUAUUUAGUAAGUUAAACAAAAUUUAAGCUGAAAAUGUGAAAUCUGUCACAUUUGACGUGAACUUUUACGUCACUUUUACACAAAAAACCCGAAAUCUAAUCCAAUAAAUUCAACCAAAAAAUUGAUCCGUUAUUGAGUUCCCAAAUAUUGAGUAUUUAUUUGUAACAAAUUCAAAUUUACCGCCACUGUCCACGCAUGUCAAUUGUCAAUGCGCCCAAGGCCUUCUUAGAAACGUCAAAAUCGGACAUUUUUAAACGACUUUUUUCCGUUACAAAUCGAAGACAUACAGGCAAAUAAUUAAAAAACUGGCUAUAUUCAGGAAACACUGCCCAUGUUUUUUUUUACUCAUUUUUAUUUUAGAUACAAACUACGAACUGUCACCAUGUCUCCACUUCUUCGUCCUGGAAUACCUGUGCUAUUACGACGUGGUAAUCGCCUGUUUCUAUUGGGCCAUAUUCGUCAACGUGUGCCUAUGUUGUGCCGAAAUAUUCCUCAUGUUCACCAAGAAUAUCGUCGUAGCCGAGCACGCCUUCAUUUUGUGUUUCCAAAUAAUGGGUGUUUUGGCCGGGAAUAUUAUAUUGCCAAUCCGCAGUCAACUACUGUACUCGGAGAGGCGCUACAAGGAAAUCGAGUGGUCCCUAAGGUCCCUUAAACCGAAGAAAAGGGUUAUUAUAAGCAAACUAGGACUCUACCAGUCACUCGCGUUCGAAUUUGUCCUGAUCUUGUCAUUUAUUGACUUUUGGGUGAUAUUUCCGGAAAUAAACAAGACCUGCGUAAUGAUGGCGGCGUUCGAGUACAACAACUGGCUCCUUACUGGGGUGCUUUAUUUCCUGGAGAUCGGUGAUGUGCUAACGAUGUGUUACUUUGUCCUGAUGGUCCCGAACCUCCACACUUACUUCGCCCUCAAGGCUGAGGUGCAAAUUUUCUUGCUCACCCAAUACGUGAACAGCCUAAACGAAUAUUUAAGAACCCAUAAGGGUCGGAAUCAGGAGCAAAUCGUAAAAUUUAAUUUGAGGCUAAUUUAUAAUAGAUAUUGCGAAAUUAAGCAGGUGUACGUGGAUAUAAGGGAUGCGGUAAGCUCCGCUGGAAUCAAGUACGUCUUACCGUCGUCACUUAUUACCAUUUUUAUCGUUUACGCUGCGGUUGAAGGUAAUCUAAGUAUCGUGACCCUCGUAAUGCAUUUUGUCGUCUUCAGUACUGUGUUGAUAAUCACCAUAAUAUCUGGCCAGAGAUACGAGGAUGAGUGGAAACAUUUCUAUGAAUCACUCUGUAAACUGCCUUGGUACACUUGGAGCCUGCGCAAUCAAAAGUCUUACCUCAUAAUGAUCACUGGAUCUUCAAAGAUCGUUCAGCUGAUCAUUCUUGAGACUAUCGUGGUGAAUUAUAGUCUUUUUAUUAAGGUUGGAAGGUUCCUGUACACUGGGGCCAACAUGAUCUUUAGUCUACAUAGGAAGUGAAUCGCACAGCAUAAAAAUUAAUUAUGAUACUUAACGUUUAAUAAAUCCAAAGAGCAUCA
Anthonomus grandis grandis is the source of this 1549-nucleotide messenger RNA. RefSeq lists its product as uncharacterized. Gene Ontology annotation, biological process: detection of chemical stimulus involved in sensory perception of smell; sensory perception of smell. NCBI's taxonomy places the organism in Eukaryota, Metazoa, Arthropoda, Insecta, Coleoptera, Curculionidae. Gene Ontology annotation, molecular function: odorant binding; olfactory receptor activity. The coding region runs from base 528 to 1490 and encodes 320 amino acids. The transcript has 7 exons. The record is from RefSeq and is a predicted model, not a curated record. Gene Ontology annotation, cellular component: plasma membrane.